AUGAAUAAUUUGGGAUUUAGUGUGGAGGGCAUUCGGCUAGCUGUAGAAUAUUUCAAAAAGCGUGGACAUGAUGACAUAAGCAUAGUUAUCCCACGACAUUGGCAGAGUCAAGGCGGAGUACUUUUCAAGGAGUAUGAACGUCGUGGCUACAUGGUUUAUACUCCCUCAAGAUGCGUAAACGGAGAAAGACAAUGCGCCUACGAUGAUCGGGUCAUACUCCAACUUGCUUCCAGGACUAGGGCAGUGGUUAUAUCAAAUGAUCAGUAUCGGGACCUCAUAGAAGAGAAUCCUGCAUUUAGAGAUGUAAUCGAAAAUCGAAUAAUCGUAUCCUAA
Protopolystoma xenopodis is the source of this 333-nucleotide messenger RNA. Lineage: Eukaryota; Metazoa; Platyhelminthes; Monogenea; Polystomatidea; Polystomatidae. The record is from the annotation of a GenBank genome assembly.